Messenger RNA from Clonostachys solani, 1824 nucleotides. The record is from the annotation of a GenBank genome assembly. NCBI's taxonomy places the organism in Eukaryota, Fungi, Ascomycota, Sordariomycetes, Hypocreales, Bionectriaceae.
AUGAGUUUUCUCGGCCCAUCCUCUCGUCCCAGCUUCCAUCGCCGUGUCGGCAAAGCUCCGCAGAAGCAGCCAGAGGAUGAAGCUGCUAUUCCCAACCAUCAAUGGGGAUACCCAACUCCCGGAGUCCAGUCGCCCUCAUCAGCAUCGGUGAUGGGUUCGGACUUCUUCGUGAGUGACAAUGCUUGGGCAGAGAUCCUCGACAAUGGGAAAUAUGACUACAUCGUGGUGGGUUCGGGAUGCACGGCUUUGGCUUUCAUACAAGAGACGCUGGCUGUUGAUCCACACAAGAAGAUCUUGUGUCUAGAGCGCGGAGAUUUUCUUCUCCCUUCUCACUUUCAGAACCUUCCACUGCCAUUUAAAAUGGUGUUAGGUGGCCCCAGUGAGACUUUUCCCUGGGCACUCUCGAGAAAGACCUUCACCGACCCUGAACUGAGAUACUGCCAUGGCUCGUGCCCCUUCUUCGGUGGCAGAUCGACGUUUUGGUCAGCCUGGUGCCCUCAGCCCGAGAUCAAUGAAAUGAGGGACUUUCCCAAGGCGUUGAUCGCAGCCACGCAGGAAGACAUCUUCUGGCCCGAGGCUAACCGUCUGUUGCACGUAACCGGCACAGACGAGCUGGACAACAGCAUUUUCGCAGGGCUCCAGGACCAGGUCGACAGCAGGUUGGAGAAGCGCAUCAAUGAAAUUCCAACGGCGACGCAUAGCGGUCCGGCGAGGCUUGCCGUCGGUCGGAGCAGCCCGACGUCAACGCUGCGCUUCAACAAAUUCUCGACGCCUGGACCGCUGCUGAAGAUAUACGAGGAUCAAAAGGUCAAGGAACAAAAGGGUGAAGGUGCUGCCUUGGAUAUAAUGCUCAACUGCGUUGUCGAGAAACUCCACGCGGAUGAGGAAGGCAGGGUUCGUUCAGUAAAGACUAGCAAAGGCGUGAUCUCGCUGCCGACCGACGAGACCAGUAUUGUACUCUGCGCUGGGGCCUUUCCCAAUGCGACUCUAUUGCUCAAUAGCUUUCAUGACGCCAAAGAGACUGUUGGAAAACGAGUCACUGGCCAUUUCCUCACUCACGUAGUUGCGAGAGUGCCCCUCUCGAACUUUGGCAAAUGGGAUUCAGCGAUCAAGGACUCCGACCAGCCAUGUAAGCUAGAGAUUGCCGCCCAUUACUUAGCCGGCGAGGACCCAAAGACCAAGCAGCAGUACCAUGUCCAGAUCACGGCAAUCCACAGCCCCAACCCCAAGGAGGAUGCCGACGACGCAGCACGCGAGUGCCCCGACUACGCAGCCGCGGCAACAGAGGAGCAGCUGAGGGACUCGACAAAGCACGUCGUGUUCGUCUGCGCGACGCUCGGGGAGUUUAGCGAGCACAACCAGCACAACUGGCUACGUCCGGACAGGAACAAUACAGAUCCCACGACCAACGUGAAGCUCCAGUACACGCUCGCUGACAGCGACCGUCAGCUGUGGAAUGUCAUGGAUGAGGCGACGUAUAACACCAUUGAGCAAAUGUCCGCUCCGCUGGAAGGACGGGUCAAGAGCGACGUGAUUGAGUAUUGGCAUACUGACGAGAAUGGGGUGAAUGGAUACUGGGACAAGACGAGACCCGACAUCGCUGACAUCCGCAUUCCUGGCAUCGUCCACGAGGCCAGCACUGCUUUCGUGGGUAGCAAAGAUAUUGGCGGAUCGGUUGAUGAGUAUGGCAGGCCGCAUGGGAUACGCAACGUCCACGUCACGGGAGGCGCGCUGUUCCCAACGGCUGGGAGCUGGAAUCCCACGCUGACAAUGUGUGGGUUCACGCAGCAUUUGGCUAGACGUCUCAGCCGACCCGUCGUAUAA